Messenger RNA from Lingula anatina, 2118 nucleotides. Its product is annotated as leucine-rich repeat-containing protein 63. Gene Ontology annotation, cellular component: cytoplasm. The record is from RefSeq and is a predicted model, not a curated record. Gene Ontology annotation, molecular function: protein binding. NCBI's taxonomy places the organism in Eukaryota, Metazoa, Brachiopoda, Lingulata, Lingulida, Lingulidae.
UAACGAACUGAAACUGAUGCAGAAGUAAUGUUGUACUUGGCAUGUCUUGUUGUUAUGACAACGGCUGUAAAAUGGCGGCCACAGUAGGACCAAACACUAUGACGCAUGUGCCUUUGCUGAUGUCAAACCAACCAGAGCCGAAAAGCAAGCAGCUUCUUAGGCGACCUAGACCAAAGCCAAAACCAGUAGAAGUAGUGGAAGAUACGCCGAGAUCAGAACGAUCAAGUCUUCACAUAGAGGAAGAAUAUGCCAGAUUGUCCCCAGUGCCAAGCGUAGUGCCAAGUCUCGCCUCCCCAGCACCUUCAGAAUACUACCCCUCUUCUGGAAAAAGUGGGUCAAGGUCAAAGACAAAAUCUAGGUCAAGGUCAUCAAGACUUUUAGCUAGUUCGUAUAGAACGCACCCACAGACACCACAUUUUGUAAGUCAGGAUAGGCGAUAUAUCCUUGACAGUCGUGAGGCAUCGACGGCCCAACAUUCCAUAGUUCAGGGGCGGUCGCUGGUAAAGCCCUAUAAGCCUAGAGGGCCUGACGCUCUGCCAGCUAGGGCACCAAAAAGGCACCCAGCCUUACAAUAUGACUCUAAUUUAUUUGUGGACUUCAGUAACGAUGAAAGAUACACGCAGCCACCGGAGUUUACUUUGCAACAUUUCCUUAUUCACAUGUCGGAGGUGGAGAAAAUUCCGAUGGAUGAAGUGAAAGAGACAAUGUAUUCCAGACAUAAUUAUAAGAGGCUGACUAAACUGCUCAUGGAGAAGCUGAAUCCGAGACAAACCCAGAUUAACACUGUGAGAGUAGAACCUCCAGAAUCAGACUUACCAGAACCAACCCCGCGAGUCCCCCAAAGACAGCUCCUCCUGGAAAUGGCGUCUAUAAUCAAAGAACAGAUGAAAUCCCUGCUGAAUACUAAUGUGAAAACGGUGAUAAAACCACUGAAGAAAUACACCCCUGGCACUGGUGUGGAGGGUAAUGGACCACACACAGAGAUAUUGCUGUAUGAAGAUGAUUCUGAAGUCAGGAAGAGCAGAGAAAGGGAGCUUAAACUAGACACAGAGCUGCCAGCGAGAGAUGCCAUCUUCCACGCAGGAGUUACCAGAUACUUCCAGGGAACAGGGAGGAGUAGAUCUCCAUUUUCUCAGUUUGAUGAAGGUUUUAUAACCCCCUCUGAGUUAGCCAUAUUAGACUGCCUGAUGAAUGGUGGGACAUCUCUCAGUCUAAAGGCUCACUUCAUUUCCCAGCUUCCAGACCUUGGACCCCUGCUGACUACUGUCACUUACCUCAAUCUGUCUUUUAAUGACCUAAGGGUGUUCCCAGUCGAGAUUUUUGAUCUGAAGCAACUGGAGACCCUGAAACUUCGAAACAACCCAAUCACAGAAAUCCCUCUGUUCAGCCUGUCUGGCCUCUACCAUCUGGACAUAUCCUACAACAGACUCAGCUUUGUACCCAAUGAGAUCAGGAGGUUAAAAAAUUUGCGGGAGUUGAUGGUGGAGGGCAACCAGUUGGCAGCUAUGCCCAGUGGCGCCCUCAAGCUGAAAAACCUGAAACAUCUCACAGUGCGGAAUAACUUCAUGCAUCCGCUGUUUUGGAAGGAAAACACCAGGAACCAGCCUCAGAGAUUGACCGACCUUGCCUGCCUGGCGUUCAUGAAUGCGGGGCUCCACCGUCGUGCCUACCACCUCACGGAGACCGUGGCGCGACUUCUUCAGCCCACGGGCCAGUGUGACUGCUGUAACGGGCCCCUUUACGGCCCGGGUCUCCGACUCAUCCGUCCAGCGAGCAAGAUCUUCGGGAUUAAGAACUUGCCGUUUUUGUUCGUGUCUUGUUCGCCAUAUUGCGCCAACAUGUUCUUGAAGAGCACGGAUUCGAUUAGUGAAUUGAUUUACGGUAGUGAUCAGGAACAAGAGGAAUCCUGAAUCCGGCAUGAUUUGAAAAAAGGGAAAAGUAAAUGUAAAAAUCUCGACAAAAUCAAGACAGAUUUCUAAACGAAUGCAACUAAAAAUCAGAUUGACGCUGCUGAGACGCAUCUUGUCGGUGAAAAUAUAAGCUAAAGACUUUCAAUUUUUUAACCUGCUGGCGGGUUCGUCUAUUUCGUGAUGCAUAAUGUGAAUGUCAUUUUAUUAA